AUGGCGCCCGCUCCGCGUCGGGACCUCCUCACCAAGGAACAUUUCGCAUUCGUCUUCGGCGGCGUCAAGACACAGAACUACCACGAUCCUGCUGCAAAGGGACCAGGAUCUCAUACUAUCCGCACGUUGGCAUGGAAUCCUGCCGGCCAGCUGAUUGCGACUGGCUCUGCCGAUAAGACGCUGCGCAUUUGGAACCCCGAACGUCCUGCUGUGCGAUAUUCGACCGAGCUUCGCGGCCACUCUUCUGCUGUUGAGAAGGUCCUUUUCAACCCUGUCCGCGAUGCAGAGCUGGCUAGUUGCUCUGCAGAUGGUACAGUGCGCUUCUGGGAUGUUCGCUCGAAGACUUGCGUUAGCCGUUUAGACGUCGGCGGGGAGGCAUUCACCCUUUCCUGGUCAGCCGAUGGAAGUACCAUUAUUGCCGGAAGGAAGGACGAUACUUUGAUCCCCAUAUCCGUUCAAUCACCCUCCUCCCCUCAUAUCCUCUCCAACGGAACAGGCACCUUCAAUGGCCCUUCAACCGACCUCUCUUCUAAGCCUGGUCCUUCAACAUAUACCGCCCUCCCGUCUCACCCUCAAACCGUCCAAACAAACGCAACAACAUUCUCAAACCAUAUCCCCUCCUCCGACUUCCCAGACCUCCACCUAUUCCUCACAACCGGCGAAGGCCGUGUUAAAAUCGUCUCAUAUCCUUCCUUCGAACCUAUUCACACCUUAAACGCCCACACCUCCGCCUGUAAUGCCAUUUCUCUAGCCCCGACAGGUCGCUACCUAGCUGUGGGAGGCAGUGACGCUCUGAUCUCCCUAUGGGAUACAACAGACUGGAUCUGCCGCCGCACAUUAUCCAGCGAGAAUGGUGGUGCUAUCCGUGGCGUGAGUUGGAGCUUUGAUGGCCGUUUUAUAUGCGGUGCGUCGGAUGAGCCUGAUGCGACGUCGAGUGGGUUAGAGAUCUUCCAUGCCGAGACUGGGGAGAGUGUUUAUACUGUUCCGACCACGGGAACUAGGUCUGGAAUUCCUGCUGUUGCAUGGCAUCCGUCUAGAUAUUGGCUCGCUUACUCGACAACUCAUGAUGGGCCUGGUAGUGGAGGAUCCGGCGGGUUGAAGAUUGUCGGUGCAGCUGGUGGUGGCCUUUAA
Molecule: messenger RNA, 1131 nt
Organism: Penicillium longicatenatum
Lineage: Eukaryota; Fungi; Ascomycota; Eurotiomycetes; Eurotiales; Aspergillaceae
Exons: 3
Coding region: 1-1131 (376 amino acids)
Biological process (GO): mRNA export from nucleus
Cellular component (GO): THO complex part of transcription export complex
Molecular function (GO): protein binding
Source: RefSeq, a predicted model, not a curated record